CUUCACCAUAAACACUUACUCUCUUACUGAGUGUUGUGUGUGAGAAAGAGUGAUGUCGAGCCGACAAUCUGCAAGAGCUUCGAGACUCACCGAAGACGAGAUCAACCACCUCAUCUUCAAACUACAUGCAUCCUUGCAGCAUCACUCAAACUCAACAUGUAAUAAAAAGAGAUCGGCAGCAAAGAUUUUGAAAAGGACAUGCAAUUACAUAAAGAAACUGCAGAGGGAGGUGGAUGAUCUAAGUGAUCAACUUUCUCAACGUUUUGCUUCUGGAGAUAUCAAUGCAGCUGAUGCAGACAUCAUUACUAGACUUCUACAGCUUUAAUCAUUUUCUAUAUUACAAAACGUGUUUCAUCUUUUAAAUAAAUAUUCAUAAGUUCAUAUAUUAACUUGUAUUCUUAGUGCUAGAGUAUUUUAGAAGAAGUCAUUUGUAAUACAAGAUCCCGGUGUGUGUGGUGCUAUAUUUUUCGAGAAAAAAGAUUGAUGUUAUUGAGGUUUAAUGUAAUAUUUCAUGUUGAUAUGUUUAGA
This is a messenger RNA of Salvia splendens (bonfire salvia), 528 nucleotides long. RefSeq names its product transcription factor ILI5. The record is from RefSeq and is a predicted model, not a curated record. NCBI's taxonomy places the organism in Eukaryota, Viridiplantae, Streptophyta, Magnoliopsida, Lamiales, Lamiaceae. The transcript has 2 exons. Gene Ontology annotation, molecular function: protein dimerization activity. Bases 53 to 325 code for a protein of 90 amino acids.